AACAAAAAGCGUAAACAUUGGACCAAAUGACUCACGAUGACGUAGUUUUCAUUAUCAUAUCACAACCACAAGCAUACGUUAGUUGCAAUCCGACGGCGAACGGUAUUUGUCGUGCUCAGUACGAAUUAUACACCUUUAUAUUGCUUUAAUAAGAACAUUUGUUUCCAUAAUAACGUAUCGUCAAGACUGUUUUUAUCAAGUGAACGCGAGGGACACACUCAAAUGGUGCCGCGUAAACAUCGCGUAUAUUUUCCUUAACGGCGCGAACAAAGGGAAUUUAAUAUUUGCGGAUUUGUUUUGCGCUUACGGGCUCAGCCUUUUGAUUCUACACACGUGUGUGAUGCAUAUGUGAAAACGAGACGAUGCGAGCGAGCGCAGCGCGCAUAUAAAAAAAAACCAAUGCAAAAAUGAUUAAAAGGAACGGUGAUAAUGUAUGUGCGAUCGCGUCGAACAAUAAUCAGUGUCAAGGCGGACGGAGUUCUGUCUCGCUCUGUCCCAACGCGGCUACGAGGAUCCCGCGAGCCACUGCUGGCAGGAUGACGCAGCCUGACGCGCACACAAACAGCAAAGAAGCGAAUAUUGCGCUCUCAACUUACGUCGAAAAGUGGAAAAAUAGAUACGAGGACGCUGAGAGGAAGCACAAAGCCUACCUGCUCAAGUCCGAAAAAGCGCGACGGGAGCACGAUGACCUGCAACGCCGAUACAAUAUCCUGCUCGAAGAGCGGAACCACCUGGACAGCGAGCUUGGCGACCGGGAGAGGGAGCUGAACCGGCUGCGGCUGGUCUCCGAGAAACUGUUCCAGGAGUACCAGCAGCUGAAGAACCAGCAUGAGAUCGACGCGGGGGUUAUGCACAAGGUUAUGCAACAGGCGGGAGAAUGGUACAAACAGAAUAAACAGUUGAAGAGGCGAAGCACGGCGUUGCUGCACGCGCUGCCAUCCACCGUCGACAUCGAUCUCACGGAUGCGAAUGAUACUUCAUCCGAGGCGAGCAGCAACGAAGAAGUGGAAUUCCUGAAGCGCACGGUCAGCGAGCUGUCGGAGCAGGUCGCCGCGCUGCAGACGGAGGCCGGCGCCGCCAAGCUGCACGAGUUCGAGGCUCACGAACUCAACGUGCAACUCACGCAGGAGUUGGAAGUAGAAAAGGAGAGAUGUGUGCAACAAGCGAAGGAGUUGGAAGAUUUGCGCCGUCAGCUGGAGAGGCACAACCGGGUGUCCAAGUUGUUGAUGGAAGAGGUGACUUCACUGAAGGAGAAUGCUGACAAGGACAGGCAAAUGGCUGAGACGUACAAGCACGAAGCGCGCGACGCCAAGAAGCGCGCCACCGUGCUCGCGCACCAGAGCGCGCUGCUCAUGGGCGAGCUCGAGCUCGACGAGCGGCUCGGCCUGCUGCUCGCCGAGCUCGACAGCCUGCGCGCCGCGCUCGACAGCCAGGCCGCGCGACACCGCGACCAGCUCGAGCUGCUGCAGUUGAAACUAUCAGAAAAACACGAAGAGACAGACAUACUCUUGUGGGAAGAGAAGAUAAGACUGGCGGAGGAGGAUGCGCAGAAAGCGGUCGAGAGAGCGGAGAGAGCUGAGAGGAGAGUGAUGGAGUUAGAGAAGAGACUGAAGAGUGAGCCUAGGAAUACACUGAAGUCUAGAAUCAGCUACUUUGAAAGUGGGGGGAAGGGAGAAGGAAAGAAGCAGGAGGUUAAGGAAGCUGUCGAUCCACCACGACCACCCUCCCCCGCGCCUCCCGCGUGCCUCCCUCCGCCGCCGCCGCCGCCACCUCCCCCGCCCGCUCCGGUGGCCUUCGAGGGGAGCGCAGAAGGAGACAUGGCCAAGCUGCUCGCCAGCAAGUCGGGCACGCUGAAGAAGACGAAGCAGAAUGGAGGCGGCGCAAUAGACGCGAUAGUGGACCAGAUAAAGGGCGGCAAGUUCCACCUCAAGUCGACCGACCGAACCGUCGAGAAGAAACCGGCCGACCACCAGCCGGAAGCUGUCAAGGAGAUGCUGCAAAUACUCGGCACCCUGAGGAAGAGGAGGGGACACAGGCCCAGUGUAAUCGCCGAUGGGGAGGCUUGAGCUACGGUGCUGAUGGUGGGGAUGAUGAAGAUAGUGGAAGUUGUGGUGCAACACACCACACACUUUUAUGUUUUAAGGUUGAUGGAUUGAAAAGGUGUCUUUUGUCGCCCACCACAAUAAUGUGGUUCACAACAGUGGAAUGUUUUUCUGAUAAUUUAAUCAAUUCUAUACAAUAAUAGCCGAAGGGAAAAGGAUGUCUUGUUACUCGGAGCAGUGUUUCAUAUGACUACCAUAUUUUUAAUAUUUAUACUCUAUGGGCUGAAAAAGUAAAUCGAAAAUAGUGAGUGAUAUUUAGUCUGGGUUGAAAAGUCUGAAUAAAUCCAGAUUUAAACCCGUCAAUUGUUUGCUUCAUAAAUGUUCGGUAUGAGGAGAUGGCGAUGCUUGUGUCAAUGGAAAAAAUUGUGUCAAUUGAAAUUAUAGUUUAAAAGAAAAUGUAUGAAAGAAUGUCCUGUGAAAGAUUGGAGAGAAAUUAGGUAAAGUAUUUAG
Molecule: messenger RNA, 2552 nt
Organism: Zerene cesonia (dogface butterfly)
Lineage: Eukaryota; Metazoa; Arthropoda; Insecta; Lepidoptera; Pieridae
Product: shootin-1
Exons: 10
Coding region: 408-2066 (552 amino acids)
Source: RefSeq, a predicted model, not a curated record